GCUGCAGUAGUGGAGGUCGUUGGAGUCACAGGCCUCUUCUUGCUCCGCACUCGCCCGGCCAUGCUGUCCUCCUUCGCCCGCCCCGCCGCCCUCGCCCUCCGCCGCGGCCUCACCACCUCGGCCCAGAACCAUGCUAAAGUGGCCGUGCUGGGGGCCGCGGGCGGCAUCGGGCAGCCCCUCUCCCUCCUCCUGAAGAACAGCCCCUUGGUGAGCCGCCUGACCCUGUAUGACAUCGCUCACACGCCCGGGGUAGCAGCCGACCUGAGCCACAUCGAGACCCGAGCCAUUGUGAAAGGCUACCUGGGACCGGAGCAGCUGCCCGACUGCUUGAAAGGCUGCGACGUGGUGGUGAUUCCUGCGGGAGUCCCCCGAAAGCCAGGCAUGACCCGGGACGACCUCUUCAACACCAACGCGACCAUCGUGGCCACCUUGGCGGCCGCCUGCGCCCAGCACUGCCCGGAAGCCACGGUCUGCAUCAUCGCUAACCCGGUCAACUCCACCAUCCCGAUCACGUCAGAGGUUUUCAAGAAGCACGGCGUGUACAACCCCAACAAGAUCUUCGGCGUGACCACCCUGGACAUCGUCCGGGCCAACACCUUCGUGGCCGAACUCAAGGGCUUGGAUCCGGCCCGAGUCAACGUUCCCGUCAUCGGCGGCCACGCGGGGAAGACUAUCAUUCCCCUCAUCUCCCAGUGUACCCCGAAAGUCGACUUCCCUCAGGACCAGCUAACAGCCCUCACGGGCCGAAUCCAGGAAGCCGGGACGGAAGUGGUCAAGGCUAAAGCCGGAGCAGGGUCCGCCACGCUGUCCAUGGCCUACGCCGGGGCUCGCUUCGUCUUCUCCGUGGUGGACGCCCUGAACGGCCGGGAGGGCGUCGUGGAGUGUUCCUUCGUCCGGUCUGAAGAAACGGAGUGCUCCUAUUUCUCCACGCCUCUGCUGCUUGGGAAAAAGGGCAUCGAGAAGAACCUGGGCAUGGGCAAGCUCUCUCCUUUCGAAGAGAAGAUGGUGGCCGAGGCCAUCCCGGAGCUGAAAGCGUCCAUCAAGAAAGGCGAGGAUUUCGUGAAGAACAUGAAAUGAGACGGUGCUUCGGGAAAGGGGCGGCCGUUUUCCUUAAUUUAUUUCGGCAUCACGUCACUUUUAAAGACAAGCGCGGGUGCGAGGCUUUUGCAUUAAGGAAGUUACUGUAUUAACAGAUGAUCACCCCCUCAAAAUUAUGUCAAUAAAGCAGCUGUGAUUUUUUUGUG
Messenger RNA from Tachyglossus aculeatus (Australian echidna), 1244 nucleotides. It is a transcript of the gene MDH2, whose product is annotated as malate dehydrogenase 2. The record is from RefSeq and is a predicted model, not a curated record. Bases 61 to 1077 code for a protein of 338 amino acids. Gene Ontology annotation, molecular function: L-malate dehydrogenase (NAD+) activity. The transcript is spliced from 9 exons. Gene Ontology annotation, biological process: tricarboxylic acid cycle; malate metabolic process. Lineage: Eukaryota; Metazoa; Chordata; Mammalia; Monotremata; Tachyglossidae. Gene Ontology annotation, cellular component: cytoplasm; mitochondrion.